This is a messenger RNA of Gallus gallus (chicken), 25183 nucleotides long. RefSeq names its product spectrin repeat containing nuclear envelope family member (gene SYNE3). Gene Ontology annotation, cellular component: nuclear outer membrane; cytoplasm; meiotic nuclear membrane microtubule tethering complex. Gene Ontology annotation, molecular function: actin filament binding. The record is from RefSeq and is a predicted model, not a curated record. NCBI's taxonomy places the organism in Eukaryota, Metazoa, Chordata, Aves, Galliformes, Phasianidae. The coding region runs from base 7925 to 10828 and encodes 967 amino acids. Gene Ontology annotation, biological process: nuclear migration. The transcript has 19 exons.
UCCGGCUGGUGGCCGCUUUGCUUGACUUUAGAGCGUGGCGGGGAGGCAGGGUUCGGGCCUGCUGAGCGCACCGCUGUAGUGGGGUCCGGAGCAGCGUUGUCCGCCGAGAGGGUUGUCCUGCGGCGGUUCUGCCGAAGCGUAAAAGCGGAGCCUAGGAGUACAAGAUGGAGGGAUGGGCGCAGAUGCUCUUUAGGGGCUGGCCCGUGCGCGCAGCCCGCCCCGCUGGAGCUCCCUGUCAGCCCCCGGGCUCCUUCCGAGCGCUGAGCGGAGCGCGGAGGCCCGAAGCAGCGAGGGCCGUGCGGUAAGAGGGCGCGUUGUGGAGUUUUCCUCGGAGCUGAAGAACAAAAGCGAUGUGUCCCGCAGGUAGCAAAUCUAAGCGUGUUCCCGAGUAAUUAACUUCGUGGGGCUGGCAUCUGAGCGUUUAGUAGUAGUAACGGCCAUCUGUGUUGCUCUCACUUAUAAAGGAAAGAAUUUCCCCUCGUUGGUAACUCAGCUCAUGUGAGUGCGUUACUCAGUAGCGGCUGCUCUGUAAAAGGCAGCGGUCCUUCGUCUCGAGUUUGCAGAUGCCUGGGUGACAACUCAGUUCAGAUUUCCUAUAUAGUCUUUAAGCAUCGCUUCUGUUGCUUUGUACGGCAAUUAAAAUAAUUUACAAAGAAUCUUCGGGGCAAACUUUAAAUUUGUGUGUACAGCUUGUGAAUUACGAGUAUCUAUUAAAAAUAACGUUGUGCCAAUAUUUGGAUGCAUAUGAUUUUUAUGAAAUACUUUUUAUUACAGAUCUAAAGACACAGUGCGUUGUUGCUGAUAACAUUGUGUAUUUUGUGUGGCAGUGUGUUUUGUUUUCAGCAGAACAUCAGAAACCAACCUAUCUUGUGACCAAGACAUAGAAAAGUUCUUGUUUUGUGUGGCUUAUGUGCUAUGAGAUGAGCAAAAUUGUUCACCGCGUGUACAACAAUUUGUAGUAGAUAAAACUUAUUUAAUCUUUGCAAAAUUUAUGUUGGUUUUUUGUUUCCUUGUCAAACUGAUAUGUUGUGAAGAAGCUCUGUAAGUCAUAUGUACAAGAGGCUAAAUGGCCCAGUUUGUCACUUCUAAUCUAGCAGAAAGAUGCCUGUCGCUUUAACGUUCUGGAGAUUCAGAAGGGAGUUCAGUGAAAUUUAAUUAAAAAGGCAAAGAUGUUGCCAUGCUGGACUAGAACUCUCAAUUAAAAAUUAAUAAACACACAUUGGGUUGUGACAGAAACUUGAUUGUGUUUGGAUUCCCAUAUCUAAUUCCAGCUAUUUCCACAAGGAUAUGGUUAAUAAGAAAAGAGAAGCGAAAUGGAGACAUCAAACUGAGGGGUCAUAAACUCACGUGGGGGUAAGCUCCUUCAGGAACAGUAUAACCUCAGCUGCAGCGGAAUCCUCUGUAGUCGAAGAGAUGCCCUUGGUUGGUGGUACUCUGGGCGUACCAGGCUUGCAGAGAGAGCACCGGUGUGAGGAAGCCGAGGCAUGCCUGUUAGAGCAGCAGCAGCAACAUGCGCAAUAUUCCUCUAACAGUUACAAUCCUGUUGCCACGGAGAUAAUGACUUAUCCCAUGUCAUUAUUGAUCUAUCAACAGUAAGAGCAAUUUUGCAGUCUGAUAUUGUUUAGCAAAUAGAGUAAUGUCUGCUGAACACUUAAAAACUGCUAUAAAUGUUGGACAGCUUCUCCAAAACCUGGUUAUUGGGUUAAAUAGAAGUACUUGAAUUCAGUUAUUUAUUGCAAUGUUGUGAGAUUGGCUUUGUAAGGUAAUGCUAAGCUUGGCAGGAAACAUUUUAAAGGAAACAUUUAGUUUGGUCAAAUGUUUUUGUAUUUUAAAGUAUGCAGCGCUCUUUAAGUAGAUAAAUACUUCUCACUGCUGGUAAGACUUAGAACAAUUAGUCCACUACAGUUCUUUAUAGUAACAGAGAAUUAAAAAUAUUUGCAAUCUUGUCCAGUGUACUUUUAGACUAAACUGGAACUACUUAUAUUUUAUUUUCCAGACAAUGAUUUAAAUCACCUGUUCACAAGAAGUAUUAAUGGAACUCCCAUGGGAUUUCUGAUGUUUUGCUGUUCUUCCUGUUAGAAGGACUGUUAUCACCUCAUCUUGAAAGCAGUAACAAAAGCAUGUUCAAACUGCAGGCUUUAAACUCAAUCACUUCCAGGCCUUCUGCAGCUGAACAAAAUUAGUAUUUAUGAGUUGAUGGUUUGAGUUUCUUAUACAUUCAGAAGAACAAAGGUGUCUAAGAAUGAUACUGUCACAGAGGCUUUUCCCUCUGGGGAAAAAAAUGGGUGUGUGUGGCAGGGGUGAGGGGGAGGCAGCUGGAUAAAAAGAUCAGAAGUAAAGGCUUGUUUCAGCUUAUCAGGGCAGGACACCUCUUUGUGUCCAAGUCAGAUAUGUCUUCCUUACUUGUGAAAGAACCUGGAAAUGAAGUGUUAUUAUGUGCAUUAACAGUUAAAAACACUUAAGUAGAGCUUAUUAUCUCAUGAAGCUUUUUUUGAAGCUCCUGUUCUGCAUGCUAGGUAAAUAAUUUGAGGCAUACCAUCAGGGCAUCGUCUGGCAGCAUCAGCUUGUCCUUUGAGACCAGUUCGAAUGCUCAGUGUACCUACAGUUCUGGACUGCACAGUUAAAAUCUGUGUGGCAUGCGUACAUUUUGAAUGCUGAAGUAGAAGCUGUGAAACUUUUAUAGUAACUUAUUACUUAACUGGUGAUCUAAACCAGUUGUUGGAUUUGGAUCGUGUAAGGAUCUCUGCCUUUAACAAGGGGAAGUCAUGUUAGUAAUAAACGUAAAAGUGUUCUGAGUCCUGUACUGAGUGAGUAGAAUGUAAAAUGUUCAAGGUAGAGGACAGACCUUUAAAUUAGACACUUCUUAGAUUUCAAAGUAAUUAAUAAUAUAGUACAAAUUAGUACCAAGUAAUUUGUCCCAGUAUGAUAAGUAUACUCAGUCUGCCUUGGGAAUUGUGAAGCUGUCCUGUGGCAAGAACCAUGUGGUGUGAACUUUGGAAUAGGGUAGAAUUGCUGUUUAGUAUAAGCAAGCUUCUUGCAACUAUGUUGCCUGAGCAGAGUCUUUUAGACCUUUGUUCCUUAUUUGCAGGUGAUAGCAAUCCUUGAGUCUUUCAUUAUUACAAAAGAAGUGUAACUUAGAUAUGUUAAUUUCCAUACGCAGUUGAGAAGUGUUACCUCUGAGUAUGCUUUGUGCAUCUCUUGGCCUCUUUUUGACUUGGAGUUAAGAAUGGCAGAAUUUUUCACGGGCUUAAAAAAAACAUUGCACAAAGUUGAGAAAGUAAAAUGUAUCUGUUAAAUACAGGUAUAAUAUUACUAGGUCAAGUAUUGAGCAAAAAAAAAUCUAGAGACAGUUUGUUUUAAGAAUGUUCAGUUGCAGUGAGGCAAGAAAAGUUCUGAUGAGCUUGUAUUUAGUGUCCACGAGAGGGCUCUGUCAGCUCAGGGCUGCCCGCUGAAGGUCUCUGGCUGAGUCACUUCACUAAAAUGGCAGGUUGCAGUAACUGGAUUUUUACUGUCACUGAGGAUGGUUAGAUCUUUUGAAUUCCCUUAUCUUAAUAGUGCAACAAUCGCUUGAGAUAAUAAUUGCUAUUACCGGGAAAAUCCUCCAAUAAAUAAUCAUAGAAUCAUAAAAUGGCCUGGGUUGAAAAGGACCACAGUGAUCUUUGAGUUUCAACCCCCCUGCUAUGUGCAGGGUCGCCAACCACCAGACCAGGCUGCCCAGAGCCACAUCCAGCCUGGCCUUGAAUGCCUCCAGGCAUCCACAACCUCCUUGGGCAACCUGUUCCAGUGCGUCACCACCCUCUAUGAGUGGAAAAACUUCCUCUUAAUAUCUAACCUAAACCUCCCCUGUCCCAGUUUAAAACCAUUCCCCCUUGUCCUAUCACUACCCACCCUCGUAAACAGCUGUUCUCCCUCCUGUUUAUAUGCUCCCUUCAAGUAUUGGAAGGCCACAAUAGGGUCUUCCCGGAGCCUUCUCUUCUCCAAGCUAAACAAGUUCCCUCAACCUUUCCUCAUGGGAGAGGUGCUCUAGCCCUCUGAUCAUCUUAGUGGCCCUCUUCUAUAUAAGUUUGUUGUGGUUUUUUCUUCUGUUUUUGUUUGCUUGUUUUGUUUUAAUUAAGAAUGUACAGCAAGGUAUGCUUUAUUUUGAGAAAUGUCACAUCUGUUGGAGAAACAUCACUGGAACUUUAAUAAACAUCAGUGGCCAUAUCAUCUGCUCCAUGGAACAAGAGAGAUACUAUCAAGCAUAUCAUUACAUGUGGAUUUCAACUGUAUUAGAAGUUUCUCCAAGUAAAUGUUGAAGCAUUUUGCACACAACAGCAUAUUUGUGAAGUAGAUGGAAUUGUUAUGAUGUGCCUUAAAUAUAAGUUUAUUUUAGCAGUAUAAGCAUGGUGCUAUCAUGUUUCAAUAAAGAUUUGUGGUUUUCAUUACAAAUCCUUUAGCCUCUUUUUUUUUUUUUCUUCCUAGAAAUGUGUAUACAUGUGUUAACUUGUCAAGUUCUCAUAAAUUCCCUUUGAAAAAGAAUUACAGUUGAAAAAGAACCAAAUGCUGUGAGCCCAGGUCACGUGAAUUGCUGUUCCUUUAUCUUUUCUUGACUCCCCAGUACUGAAGUAGUUCUGGGGAGUCUUUAGUUAUUAUCAGUGUGAUUUUUAUAUUGGAUAUGGCAUAAAUAAGUUCUUCUGUACAAAUAUUGAGAGUAAUUCUCAACUAUACGUGGAAAUGUUGAGACUAAUUUUUAGCUAUAAACUUAAUGCUUGUGGCAAUGUAGAAGUGACAUCAGGAAUGAAGAAAGUGAGGUUUAAGUGAGAAGCUAAACUGAAAUUAACAAUUAUGAUCAGUGAUAUCCUUACAAAAAGAUGUUUAUACACACUAUUAUAGGAAGUAUUGUGCAGAAUGAAGUCAUCUCUCGCUUGCAUACAUUUUUUGCAUGGGUUUCAGUACUGCAGUGUUCUAUGCUUGUCCUCUGAAGUCUGUAGUAGCUUAUCUCCCUUGCUUUGUUUUAAUUUGUUUCCUCCUGUGACAUCUGAAAUUGUACAGCAGCUACUUAAUUGCAAGAUAAAAGAAAAAAAAAAAAAAACUUGUAUUGAAAAGAUGUGACAUUUAAUUGUAGCACUUGCUUGUCUCCUAAAAGGCCUGUUAUAAGCACAGUUUCUUUUCAUUAAAAUAUAUAGAUAUAUAUAUUUGCACCCUAUGAACAGAAGCCUGGGGAAAAGCUCAGACUUUAAACAAUCACUUAUUGAUAAUGGGGCACUGUAGAGUACAGUAGAGCAGAUAUGUCUGAAUCAUCCUUCUGCUCCCUUCCCCAUCAGUAGCCUUUUAUCUUUGUCCACGGGUUUGUUUUGCUACUAGUUGCGGGAGUCAUGAAGAGACAGAGGUGCAGUUGGUUUCUAUCACUGUGCUUCAAUUUGAGAUGCUUGAUUGUAGAAAGUUGAUCUGCAUUCUUUUGUAGUUCCAUGUUAGGCUAUGGUGGUGAAUUCACUGUGGUGAAUGAUUUAAGGUCUGCGGGCUGGGGAGGGAGGAAAAUAAAAUUAAGGACUUUUCCUAGAACUGUAUCCUCUUUUAAACGUGGACAUACAAGAGACAUUGUUUCUAGCAUGUGUUGCUGCCCCUUAAAAGACUGGAUACAAACAAGUAAGUUGCUUCACAGAACUGGCAUUUCUGGAGGCAGAGAGAUUAGAGUAUGGCUGCAGACUGAGGCUCACAGACAUAAAAAUAGCAAAACUGUUUGUAGCAUGAAUGGAAGCAAGGAGAGACAAAUGUAAUUUAUUGUAAUAAAUUGUUGUAGUAGAAUGCUUGUGGAAUGUUACAUUUCAACAGUUGUCUUUGCUGUUUAUCCUGUGGACUCCAGAGAAUAUUUUUUAAAGCUAACUUCUGGCAUUUCACUUGGAAAAACACAAGGUGUGUGGAGAGGAGAAGUGAAAAAAUCUAACCCACUGGAAUUAGACACAGGAUAUUGGGCUUCAGAUCCUGUGGAAUUUCCAACAGGUCUUGUCUUCCCGCUGGCUUAUCUCCUACUGACUUCAACUGGGGGCAUUGUUGUUAGCUAGCAGAAGUUAAUACUGCAUGCUCCUAAACAUAACCUUCCACUUUGGUUUUGUUUCCUCCACGUUUGCAAGCAGAAGUCAACAUAUCCCUUUCCUCAUCUGCUUUCUCGUGUGGUUAUGUUGUUGCUUCUCCAGAACUUGUAGUCUUCUAGGUGCUCAAGGCUCCCUAGCAUACUAGGCAUCUGGCUACAGUUGGCCGCUGGCUACUACUGUAAUACAGUCAUCAAACUUUUUUGAUCUGCAGAGAGAUUAAUAGUUGUAUAAAAUCUGAGACUUAAGAAAUAUAAAAAUCACAGAUUGGCUGAGGUUGAAAGGGAUGUCUGGAGUCACCUGCUCAAUCCCAGUCCAGGGUGUCCAGGCGGCUUCUGAACAUCUCCAAGGAGGAGAGUCCAUGGUUUCUCUGGGCAGCCUAUGCCAGUGCUCAGAAAAGUUUCCUGAUGUUCAGACAAAACCUCCUGUGUUCCACUUGGUGCCCAGUGCCUCUUGCCCCAGCACGUGGCAUUACUGAGAAGAGCCUGGCUCCAUCCUCUCUGCACCUUCCCCUCAGGUAUUUUUACAUAUUGAUAAGAUUACCCCUCAGCCUCCUACAUGCAAUGCUUUAGGUGAGGCUGCAUCAAUACAAAGUAUAGAAGGGAAAUCACCUCUUUUGACUGGCUGGAUGUGCUGUGUUUAACGCACACCAAAAUGCUGUUUGCCCUCUUGGCUGACAGGGCACACUGCUGGCUCAUAUCAGUUAAUUAAAUUUUCUUAAAAGAAGAACAUGAAGUUCUACAGGUAAGAAAUGAUUUUGAGUUUCAAAGUUUCAAAGUACUUUUAUUUGUCUUUUAGAUCAUUUUUCUCAUCAUUUGGAGAAUUACAUGCAGCUCGCAAAUGGUGCGUGCUUCCUAAGUGCAGCACUCCAAACUAUACAAGCUUGAGCAACCCUACAGUUUGCUCAUACAAAAUAACCUCUGGCUAAAUUCUUUACUCAGAGUGGUGAGGCAAUGGUACAGGUUGCCCAGAGAAGUUGCAGAUGCUCCAUCCCUGGAGGUCUUCAACACUGAGUUGAGUGGAGCCCUGGGCAGCUAGACCUAGUGGGGAGCAUCCUUCCCCAUGGCAGAAGUUGGGGCUAGGUAGAUUUUAAGGUCCUUUCCAACCCAAGCCAUUCUAUGGUAUUCAGUCUUUAAUUCAGGGGGGAAAAAAAUGUAGACAUCUUAGAAACUUUAUUUCCUGCUUAGCUGGUAAUCUUGUUGAUGCCUAAAUGUUACAACUUUUAGGGGAAAGAAAAAAUGCUGCAGGGAGUGGGGCACAGAGAUUCUAUAGUGUCAGCAUUCAUAGCCUACUGAUGACCACAAGAGGAAAAGGGCUUGGGGUUCUGCUCCUGGGUAUUUUGAUGUUCUGUUCAGUAAUUCCUGUGUUACAGGAAUUGCAUGAAGAAGUGGUGUGUAGCUGCUAACCUGCUGACUCCAGGUAAGUGUGCUUAGCAAGCAUUUUUAGUUAUAGUGUUACCCUUCAGCAUUAAACACUCUCAAGGCACUGAAAAGGGAACUGAUCCGCCAUCACAAGGUCCUGCUUCCUUCUACAAGUGGUCUGUCUGCCCAGGAUGUGGAGACCAGCUAUACAGAAGGUAAAUGUCAAAAUGUGAAAUGCUAAGUCUGUAUGAUCUCUGUAUGAAUCCAGAAUCAGUUAGCUUGUCUAAUUGAUGGGAACUUUGCUCUGCUGUUUCUGAAGAUUUGUUGCUUUAGAGCUUUUUAUGACACUUCAUUCCUCACCCACUCAGGAAGAGGUGUUCUGUAGCAACUGCUACCACCGCCUGCUGAAGCUUUCUAUCAAGCCAUGUGCAACAACUUCUCAUAACUAAAAAAAGAAACAACAAACCCCGAGAAGUCCAAGUGUCAAAACCUGUUAUGGCAAAGACAUAUGUCACUGUUUCUUUGAAUGCAAUGACUCAGCAGCUACAGGAUGAAUUUGACAGCAGUGUCGAGAAUGCAGAAGCUUGGAUGAAGGCCAUCCAAGAGAGACUGAGCAUCAAUGACAACACCAAGGGACCUCGAUCUGCCCUAGAAGCCAGGCUGAGAGAGACAGAGAAAAUACGUGAUCUGGAACCAGAAGGCAUGUUGAAAAUGGACUUGAUUCUCACAAAGGCAGAUGCUGCUCUUCACUGUGUCAGUGAGGAUGAGAAACACAAAGUACUGUCUAAGCUGAGACACAUUAAAGCCUUGUGGGAAGAGACAGCCAUUUAUAUUACUCACUGUCACAGCCGUAUUGAGUGGGUCUGGCUGCACUGGAGUGAGUACCUGAAAGCUCAAGAUGAGUUUUACAUAUGGAUUCACAACAUGAGGGUGACCUUGGAGCCUGACAUUGAGUUGCAGCUUGGGUUAAAGGAGAAGCAGUGGCAGCUGAGCCAUGCUCAGGUUCUGCUGAACGAUGUCUUAAAUCAGUCAGUCCUGCUGGAAACGCUGCUAGAGGAAGCUGCUUCCUUGUUCAACAGGAUAGGUGACCCCAGCGUUGAUGAGGAUGCUCAGAAGAAAAUGAAGGUGGAAUAUGAAAGCAUCAGGAAAGAAGCUCAGAACAGAGUGAAACUGCUUGAAAAGAUAACUGAAGAGCACAAGCAGUACAGCGCUAACGUCAACCAGUUCCAAUCGUGGCUGAAUGGUGUGACAGAAAGAUUAAACUGCUGCAUUGGAGAAGCAACCAAGUCUUCAGCAGAGGACAGUCUAAAGGCACUGAAGGAAAUUGCCAAAAACAUUAAGAAUGGUGCAAAGAAAUUGAAACACCUUGAAAAUCAAUGCGCAGAUGUGAUUCAGAAUACCUCCCCACUGGGAGCUGAGAGAUUGAAGGAUGAACUCGAUGACCUGAGAAAAGCUUUGGAGAAGUUGAAACUGCUGAGCAGAGAGGAGGAGCAGAGAUUGCUCAAGAUUCAACAGUCAGAAAGUGCCUACAAGUCCCAAGCCAGACAACUAGAAGCAGAUAUCCAGGAAUUCAGAAAAGAUCUACAGAAACUAGAAAAUGAUUUGGACCCUGGGGAAGGGGAAAAGACUGAAGAUGAGCUUGUAGCUCAGUGGAGAAAAUGCAAUGCAACAAGAGCAGUUCUGGCUGCAGAAGAGUCAAAGGUUGAGAGGCUGAAGGCUCAGCUAAAGGAACUGCUGCGGUUUUCCCAAGAUGUGCAGCCACAUGCUGACAGCGUCAUCUCUGUAAUACGGGACUAUCAAAGUGUUAAAGGAAAGACAUCUAAAAUGAGUGCUGAUACAGAAACUCAACUGAGCAGACUUUUCCAAAAUCCCCUGCAAAGUUUUGAACGAUGGAAGCUAACUGUCCAGAUGCUUCUGGAGACUCCAGAGCCAGCGUUGGAUCAGAUUGAGGCUGCUCUAGCUGAAAGUUCACAGUUCAAAGAAAAGCUGAUGACGUUACAGCUGAAGAAAGAUCUGCUAAACAAUAUCCUUGGAGAGGAAAAAGCAAAAUCCUUCCUGGAAGAAGUAGCUGAAGCUUCAAAGGAGAGAGAAAUUUUGCACAAAAGUCUACUGCAAAGCAAAAGCAAACUCCAGAAUUUGAUAUUGCAGCAUAAGGACUUUGAUGCUGCUUUUGCACCUUUGCAGAAGAAAUUAUUUGCCAUCAAAGCCAAAUUAGACCUGGAGAAUGAACCACAGCCUAACCUCUUGGGUAAAAAGACACAACUCCAGAGACUCCAGAUGAUCCAAGAUGACUUGGCAGAGCUUGCAAUUCAAAUGGAAGAGGUAGAGAAGCUUGUUCAGUCAAAUGCAACGCAUAGACAUGAAAUGAACCAACUUACGUCUGACAUUCAGGCCCUGAAGAGAUCACUGGAGACGAUGAUACAGCAGACUGAAGAACAUGUUCAGAAGCACUGGGUGUUUAAUGACAAACUCUCUGACCUCCAGCAGUGGAUCACUGCAACCACUGAGAAGAUUGGCUCCUACCAGAGUGCUGAUGUGAAGCAGGGCAAUGAGAGCAGGGUGGCAGACCUUGAGAGAUGGCUAGCUGAGUUUCCAGAUAAGGAGAUCCAGCUGCACCUUGUGGAAGCUCAUGGCCAGCUGGUCAUGGAGAAUUCUUCCCCAGAGGAGACUGCCCAUGUUCAGGCAGAGCUGGAUCAGCUGAAGGAGUCUUGGAAAUCACUGAAAGAAAUGGCAACUGGUCUUCUCAAAAGGUGGCAGUUAAACAGACCGAUGGCUGAUAAGAAGAAAAUAACAUUUGUGGAUAGCAGACACGUGUCUGGACCAAUCUUCCAUUGUUUAGAUCUCAACCAUAAGCAGGAGAAGACAGCAGAUGGGCAAAGGGCAAGCAGCCACAGUAAGCUCCUGCAUGACUUUGAAGAGUGGUUACAAGGAGAAAACACCAAACUCUCCAAAAUUCUUGCUGUGAAUUUGUCUUCCACAGAGGAAAUCAAGACACGCCACAAAGAACUGGAGGAGCUGCAGGCUCGUGUGCCUGAUGGUCAGCGUCGCUUUGAGGACCUUCUUCAUUUUCAUCCUGUCAUUGGAAAUUCUGAAGAUCUGGAAGACCUGCGUUACCGUUGGAUGCUUUACAAAUCUAAACUGAAGGAAUCCAUGAGUUCUCCAAUUACUAGAUCUUCAGAAAAACCAGACAGAUUCAGAAAGAAGCGCUCUGGAGGCAUGUGCUCUUUCUUACAUCGAGUAUGCUGGGCAUCACUGCCAUUGCAACUGCUCCUCUUGUUCCUCCUGCUCCUGGCCUUCCUCCUGCCCCUGGCAGAGAAGACGCACAGCUGCACGCUGGCCAACAACUUUGCUCGGUCCUUCAACCUGAUGCUGAGAUACAAUGGCCCACCUCCAACCUAACUACUUGGCAUGGCAAGAGAGCAUUUGGGCUGACCUGGAAACACCCAGAGCAAGUGAAGCAAAGAUAAAAUUGCUGCUGCUGGAGGAAGGUUGUGAGGAAUGUACGUGCUCCAUUCUAACCCUGUAAGAUUCAAAAGAAAAUGCCAGCUUUUCUGUAACACCGUGCCACUGUUUGAAUAGAAUUCUUUGGAACGCAAAGAAAAUGUGCAUUUGCUAAAUCAUAUUACAAUUCAAGAUCAUUUAUUCAGUGUUAGGCUCUAACACCACCUUUUUCUGCUGCUCCUCUCAGUCUUAAGCCUACUGAGGCAAAGGUGGAUUUUGUCAGAUCCUCAGACCUGAGGUUGCCUCCAGCCCCAUGCAGUAAGUGAGCAGUGUGCUGCUGUAGCUGCUGCUGGCAUCUCUGAAGACCAGUGAUCACAGCACACGUGUGGGGAUGCACAGCUCUCACUAGCAGCCAAGUCAUUGCCAUUUUCUUUCCUGAGUCGCUAUGAGACACAGCCUGCCAAGGUCUCUGACAUGAAAGGGCUCCGCAGGCAGUUCCUUCUGGAGGAGUGGGAAACCACUGUGAUUUUAGGUUAACCCACAGGUUGGGUUCCCCGUUGCCUUUAUGAACACACUGAUCUUUAGCCAGGCCUUCGUGACUUCUCUCAAAAUGCGUGUGAUGUGGUCCUGUGCCUGCCCAUAAGCUGUCUCCCGCUAAGGCCCCAGAAGCACAAAUGCAAAUACUUUGGCUGACCAUAGCUGUGUCAAGAUCAGAACAGCAGCUCAAAUCUCUCCCAGAAGAGAACGGUGUAAAACAAGUGAAAGCUACGAAGGGAGGCAGAUGCAUUGCUCUGAGGGCUGCAGCCAGCGCAUGAAAGAAAUCUAUUUUAUUUUUUUUUACUUUUGAAAAGCAGAUUUUCAUCUUGUAGUUUCUUUUAUUGUGCAGCCAGAGGCCAGGUCCUCUGGAACCAGCGAGGAAAGUUGGGAUGACUCAGUUUUGUCUCAGACAUUGUACAGAGACUAGAGAAGGCUGUCUUCCAGCAGGAAGGGGAGAAACGGGCCUGGAAGUAGAUUAAACAGCUCACCUUUGUCUGGUGGAUGAGCAUUUUGUUGAUCAAGUUCAGACUGCAAACAAUUCUGCAAACAACUCAGUGGGAGCGGUACAGCCAAUGAGAAUUAUUAUAAACAUUUCAGAACACCUAAAUACUCUGAGCGGGGUUAUAUCUCCUAAGUCAUAUAUCAGUGGGUUACCUGUUUCAGUUAGCAGCACCACUUGGAGGAUAGAAGUAUCUGUUCAGGUUGCAGCAGCAAACAGUGGCAAGUCUAAUAAAUAGAAAUAUUAGGAAAGACCUCAAAGUGGAGUAAAUCAGCUCAGCUGCAUUGAAGACAUUGGAAAUAAAUCACUUUGCAGGAGUAAGAACCUGUCUUGUAGUCAGCGAGAAUCUUACUGAAUGCUUAAAACCUCUUCAUUUAGAGAGCUGUCCUCUGCCAUACGCCUGUGCCCUAAAUUGUAUGCACACGAAAGUCUUUGCCAGUGUAAUGAGGUCAUGUUGGAUGUGAGCAUUCAUUAUGAGAUUAGGUAAAUUAAGGGAAAAAAUACAUCAUUAACAAAGUCUUAAAUAAAGGAGGAUGGAGCAAGGUUACCGAAUGAGAGCUAUUUAAAUAAAAUCAAUCUCAGCCCUGGAGAGCUAACGGAGAGUGGCUUUCCAUGGACAAGGGCUGAUGGGGUGCCAAAGCCAAGCUUUGUGGCCAUGAAUGAUUAAAAGCAGUGGCUGGGGUUUCCCGGGUUAAUAGUUUAGUCUUUCUAAGUUUCAUUCCAUGACAUACCACGAACGCAGCCCCUGCUUCCAACUGCAGAAAAACUCCCCGAUAAAUGCAUGUUGCUGGAGCAAAUGAAACUGAAGUUUCAUCCGGUUUUACUGUAGCACUCGUGGUAUUAAGAAGGAUUGUAAUAUAAUCCUCUUCGAUGAAUAACCCUAACAGAUGUUAUCGGGGUUGCUCUGUAUGAGCUGCGGACCUCUCGCUAGAACUCCCUCUGUGGCGGUCCUGUUCAUAAAUUGUCCUAAUGGGCUGCCUGCACCAUCCGCCGCCGCAGCAGCAUGAAAGGGGUGGCUAUAGGCAGCCUUGAAAGCCCGCAUUAUUCCCAUCUGGUUUGCAUUACAAUGCUGCUAAAUAUUUCAUGCUUUUUGUUUUACAAACAAAUAAGAGCAGAACAAAUCUUUUUGUUUAAUGUUCCUUGAUCAACGUUUGACCGGGAAAGAAAGUUGGAGUUUUGUGUAUUUUGUUGUGUUUUGGGUUGGGUUUUUUUUCCACUUCAGAUCUUAAUGUGGCUCUGCAAAAGCUUUUAGUGGAAAAUAGAGCAGAUCUCCCUCCGCUUUUCUGGUGGGCUUUUUAUGGCACCGUUAAUGCUUAAAGAGAUACCGGGGCAAUCCAGAUGAUGAACACGCUGUUCAAUCAGCUGGGAGUUCUUCACUUGCAAGGAGAUAACUCGAUGAAGUGCAAACAGAGACAGGGAGCAGACCCUGAAUGCUGUCAGCUGCACAACGCUGGGGCUGCUGAAAGCACAGCAGCAAUCUGCGCCCCUGCCCUUCCCCAGCACCCUGCCCAGGUCCCCGUGCACAUAUCCAGAGUGAUGCGCUGAGCUGCAUGGCCACAAGCAAGCUUAACCCACUCAGCUUUAUGUGGGGGUCACCAGAGCAUUAUAACCUCAAACUGCAGGACCAAUUGUGAGCAGCGUGUGAGUAAUGUGUGCCCAUGCAGCCACGUUCAGCCCUGGCACAGGGUCUGCAAGGGGGCAGAACCCUCCCUGGGGUCACAGUCACUUAUAGAAAUGUGGGCCAAAGGCUUCCGGUGGUUUUCUCUGGAUCCCAAGUAAGCCCCAUCACAGAGUGGGGCCCCUCAGCUACUUCUUAGCAUCAGCUGCUGUGUCUGAGAUUGGGAAAAAUGCCUUCUUCACUCAGCUUCCCACAGCUGCCCAUCAGACUGUGCUGUCCAUCAGGUCCAAUCCUAGGAUGUAAUGCAAGGUAGGAAAAGUCACUCCAAAAAGGCUAACUGUUCAGAAAAAGUGAGUGUUGCCUCUCUCAACCAGGCUGUGCAAGAGGCUGACAGUGUGUCAGCAUGGACAGUUAAAUAAACACACUACAUUUUACUCUGUUAUAAUUUAUAUAUCACUGCAUAAACAAAAAGAGGUUUGUCAUAUUCACUUGGGAGUUGAAUGGUCUGUAGUUGUCACAGGAGGAAGGUUUCCCCAUUGCCUGAUACAUCAGACAUUCCAUCCCUUCCUCCAUUCAGAGGCAAAGUGAGCACUGACCCCUGUGCCGGCUUGCAAGGAGGCUUCAUGGCUACACUGAGCAAGGCACAGAAGCAGUAAAAUUAUAUACUGUUUUCUGUAUUUUUUUUCUUAUUUUUCUAGCAUUUUCUUCCACUUGAGGCAGUCUGAGAGUCUGACUAAUUCCCAACAGUCCUCUGUGAAUUAAGUCCCUUCUGAUAAUUACUAUUGCCCAAGCAGAACAUUGCCAUUCUUGAGCAUCUCUCUGCAAUGGCGCACAAUAGUUUCACUCAGGUCUGUAAAAACAAAUCCUAAUGAAAUGCAUUCAAUCAUUUUCAUUCUGGAGUUUGACUUUCCAUUUAAAAAAUUUCAAAUCCAGGAAUAGCAAAUGCCGAGUCAUAAAAGCUUAGGAAAUGGGGAGAAUCCAGAGUGCAAGGCAGCAUUACGGCGUCUGAUCUGCUGUCUCUGAUAAUACCCUCAUAAGACAGGGUCUUUUUUUUUCCAUUCCUAACAAAUGAAUUGCAGCGUGUAUGAAAUCUCCAGGGGCCAUCUGUGACUGUAAUUCAUUUACCGACCGUAUUAUGGAACGGAUUUUCCAGUGAGUUCAAAACUUGGGGCUGGGGGGAGGAUGGGACCAAUAUGAAGAAAUGGAUCUGCGAUCCAUAUCUGAAAAUAAAAAUAUUAUUCGAUUGUCAUAGUUGAUGGAUAAAGUGUCUGACGCAUCAGGCAAAACCAUAGCAACCAGAUAAAUAUGUUUAAAACAUUUAAUUUUGAUACAUUAAGAAUGAGUUGAAGCAGGAGCUUAUCGAAGCUGAAACUAAGCAGACAUUUCUAAGUUCCUAAAAGCCCCUGAUUUUGUUUAGCUUGAAAGAAAUGCUGCUGGAGAUAAGCUGGAAGAGAAGGGGAAGCUGGGCCCUGUGCACGUGGAGAGGUUCUGGCAAUCAGAGGUUGCAGACCCUUCCUGUUUGUAUUGAUCAUAUUGUUGGUACCCACUGAAAACCUUCAUGCUUUGCACCAGGCACUGAGGUUCUUCAAAAAUAUCUUUCUCCCAAGUCAGCACAACCACUUCCUCCUUCUUCCUCCUCUUCCAAAGGCUGCAGGCCUACUUGCCGCAUCGCGCUCACAGGGCGCCAAGGGGCAUCAGCUGGGAAGUGGGGUGGGAAUGCCAGGAACAAGUCCAGCAACCCACUCCACAGCCCCUUGGGGGAAUCCUGUGCUCUCCAUUAGCUUACAGAGAGGCCCAGAGGGCUGGUGAGGCUGACAUUGCCUAAUGCCGCUACUUCCACUGCACAGCUACUUUCAGCACGAGCAUAGCAGCGCAUUAAGGAUGAUGUGGCUACAGGUUGCAUUUCUCUUUUGUCUUCACAUACACAGCAGACAAAAUACCUCCAACAGUGUUACAGUGCCCACUGUGAGUUUUAGGUCAAGAUUAUGCAAUGCUGGCAAAACCUUUGUUGACAGAACAUGGUUUGUACCUGCUCUCUGGUGACAGUGACAGGGUCUGAGGGAACAGCAUGGAGCUGUGUCAGAAGAGGGUCAGGUUGGGUGUUAGGAAAAGAUUCUUCACCAGAGGGUGGUCAGGCUGUGUCCCAGCCAGCAUGAUGCCACAGACGCAAUUACUUUAUUUAUUUCUUUGUGGCCUUAGCCGGUCAGACCUCCUUGGAGGGGUCCACGUGCUGACUUUGCAUGUAGUCAGGCUCCCUGUUUGCACCUCCAGCUUGUACCAUUGCUACAGGGAGCUCUAUGGGGCACACGUGUGGGUACACACAAGGCUGUGCAUGCUCCCUCAAAGAACAGGGCAGGCUCCACAUCGAGGCUCCUCUAUCGAGGCCUGUGACACUUGUGUUUAAAUUCUAUCACAUCGUGCAAAACCUCUGCUGAUUCAGCCAGCCAAAACCAGCUGCUACUUCAUCUCUUGUUUGAAAUAGCAGUAUUUACUUUAAUUCUUGAGAGUGUCACAGAUAAUCUGUGGGAUGGACUCCUCAUUUUCCGUGCAGACCAAACCACACAGUGUCACGCACAGCUGUGGUGCUGCAGAAGAGUGAAUCAAUGUUUGGCUCAAAUAGAAAGAGAUAAAGGUUUGAUGUGCACUUUCCUGUAGGAAUAAGGGAGGGAAGGGAUGAGAAGAAUCUUAAUAUAACAGAAAUGUGAGGAUUUUGGAGACUCACAGGAGGAUAAAGGAAUCUGAAAUCUGUCAAGUAAAGAGGGAUCUGUUGCCUUCCUGAUGCAGGGGGAUCUAAUUACUGUUAGGUUUUUUUUGUGUUUUUUUUUCCUUUCAUUAUAAAGCAACUAUUGCAGGACAUAAAUGACCUUGUAGACGCACAUGAUACUGCUGCCAAAAACAUAUCCAUUAUCAAGUAAUACAUUUUCUGCUUGUAUAGUUCCAGUGUUCUCUUUUGAAAAGCAGUAAGUUCUCUUCUGACUGCCUUAUCGCAUUUCAGGAUGCCUUUAGUCAUGGGACUCUGCCUAUUCAGUAGUUCAUGUCAAAUGUAUUUCAGUAAGCAAUAUUUUGGGUUCUUUCAGCAUCGCCUUCCUGUUCCCCAGGGAUGGAAGUGUUGGACUUGCUACUUCUCCCACUAAAAUACAUCUGAGGUUUGCCACUGACUUCGUGGAGGUCACAGAGUCACAAAAUAAUACAUCUUCAGCCCAAGCCUCUCCAGAGUUAGGCUAAUUCACACCACCUGAAGUGUCUUUUUCAAGAAAUCAGGAGUUAAAAGAAAAUCAGACUUUGGGAAAAACAAAAAGUUGGAAGCAGUUAUCAGAGUGAGCCUGCAAAAUUUUAAGGUAGUCAAAUGGAUGACUGUAUCAUUGCAUUCCCUAUAUAUCACAGAACCUUGGUAUCUGUCACGGAGUAAGUUUAGACUUAAGUCAUACAACAGUAGUUCUUGAUAAAAAACAGUGGAAAAAAAACAAACGCUAGAAGCCAUCUUUCCCAAAAGGACUUACGCUUGUAUUUCAAAGUUGAGCAUGCUCAGCAUUUUGACUGUGUCUGUACAAGUAAAUUAAAUGUCUGCAAGACAAAUCCCUAGAACUGAGAGGAAUGCCAUGACCUAGUGUGAAACCAGGUGGCUGCAACUCAGUGCCUGUGGAGUCAUCUCUGGCUAGCCCUCAUUCCUGAGCUGUUCCCAGCAGCUGCUUGGGGCUGUGUUACUCAGCAUCCAGGCUGUGGGCCAUCCCAACAGGCUCCCCAAAUGGACAACCAAGCAGCAGGAGUGGGUGCUGCAGAAAGAAGUACUGUAGACACAGUUUAGAAUCCCAGCUCCAGGUAAGUACAUUGGUCUCCGAUAUCCAAACUUGGAUUUGAGUGCUUUGCUUUGAGAUACAAUAAGUACCACAGUAAUAAAAGAUUAUGAUUUUGUUAAGAGCAGAAAAAAAUAUCCACUAUUUCUGGCUUAGAGAGUGAGCCUUCUGUGUAGGCAAAAUAACUCAUAAAUGAAGAGUUGUGCCCUUAAGAAUAUAGCUACCUGCUUUCAUUUAAGAUAAAUUAAGACUGCUAUUGUUAUUUUGUCCCACAUUUUAGUCAAAGAUAAUAACACAGGGGGUGGUAGUGGUGAUGGUUAUUCUUAUUUCAGAGCAUUCAGAAAUUUCAGUCCCUUAGGAGAUGAAACACCACCAAGAUGUGUGAUACAACUUCCAACUGCAUAUUUGCAGCAAAAAAAAUGAGAAAAAGGGUUUGCAACAAGAAGUCUCAGAAACUCAGAAAGUAGUUCUGAUGUUUUCAAAAAGAUGCUUCUUGUUAGAGCCUGUCAGUUAGGAUAACCUUCCCAGCUGUGCUAAAAUAUUCAGUAUCCCACAUUCACACCAGGAGUAUUAAUGGCCUUUGCAAUCUGGAGGACGGCACAUUAUCCUUGUCACUUCGUGUUUUUCCCAAACUCUGAUGUCCCUCAUGUACUAACUUUAGAUACUUCAGGUUUUCUUGGCCUAAGAAAGAAGCCUAGUGUCAUCACCAGGCUGAUGUUCAUGGCUCUUUGCUCCCACCCAUCCUCUUGGCAUGUGGAUGAGGGCAGCAUCUGAGCAUGCUUUAAAAGAAUUCCAAGCUGUUGCUUAAGAGACUAGACAAAUGAAGCUUGUCCACUUCAACAGCAAAUACUUUGGCCUUGGCACGAUUAGGGUUGCUUUUAACUUCUGGUUGCAGGUGAGACCAGAUGAUUCUUUUACAGGAACUGAGGUGACCUACACCUAGCUCACUGUGAUGUAGGAAAUAAGAAAUAAAUAAGAGAAGAUCUCCUUCAAGGUUCAUUGUACCUCACAGAGGUACAAAGAGUGAUCUCAUGCCUUGCCUGGAAUUACCCAGCAGUUUAGAGCCUCAGGAUAACAAAGAUGGCAUGAUGGGUCCUUCAUGAGAAAUUCGGUUUUGGGGAUGGGGGAGAUAUUCUCAGGCCCAGAAAAUCCUUCUUGGAGCUGCCUUGCCCUGGGGAGAAGUGCAGCUCGUGCUCAGGGGAAAAAGGCACACAGGAGCCUGUAGUUUUGUCUGGAGGCUGUGAUUCCUGUGACUCUUCCACUCUUGCUUUUGAGCUGGGUAAGGCUCAUUCAGAUCACCUGGAAACUCCUGGCAGAUCCUUCCUUUGUUCUUUCAGGUGUGUUUGUAUUGACAUUUGUUUUGUUGCCUUUUUUUUAAAUUAUUUUUUUAACUGAGUUAAACUGAAGCUGCAGUAUGUGUUUGUGAGAGGUGAGAGAGGGCUUUAUGAAGGCCCUUAGCCCAGAAAACGCUCCAUCAGAAUUACCUUUUAUUGCACACAGGAUAUGUACUUCAUUUAGGAAAGACAACUUGAAUGAUGGGUGGAUUUUUAUGUCUAAUAAAGCAUUAACCGUGAUCUAAACUUUUCCUGUAGCUAAAGAUUUUAGAGUGUCUCCUUCCUGUGUGGAUUCUCUGAUGUCUUACAUAGCUGACCUCAUGCUGUGUGAUUUCCCUUCCUAGGCUGUUAAUAGCAUCUCUCUCCUCUACCUGUCUGCUUCUUUAACACAGAAAUUGUAGGAGCCUCGACUGUUGUGAUUCUCACUCCACUUCAAUCAGAUUUGGUUGAAACUGGUCCAUUCGUUCCAAAGGGAAGAGCAGACAGACAUGCAAACACGCACACAGAAACAGAGCAUGAUCCCAUAAGCCUUUUUAUCCAAGAUAAAAAUAGAAAACCAAUGAAAUAUCCAAAAAUGACUUUAAAAGAUCAGGAUUAGGCUGGAGACAGGCUUGUUCUCAUCUGCAGCAUUAAGCAUCAGCUUCCUGCUGACUGCCCUCUGCAUGCCCACAGGGUGCUGGGCAGCGCACUGGUUCAGCAGUGGAUGUGGGCACCAGGACAUUCAAUCAUCACCCUGUUGCAUAAAGACUUGUUCACGGGUGAAAGUGUAGUAUUUGGGGAGGAAAAAGGAACCAGAAAUCUGAAGCAUCCAUACCAUCUGAAGCGCAUGUAACAUCACACCAUGGCUUCCCGAGCUGACUCUCCUUAGGAUGACAAUCUCAUCAGGCUGUGAGACACCGAGUCCAUCUCUCCUCAUUCCCUGUGUAUCCCAGUGGAGCAUGGCCAAUCCCAAGUAAAAAGCCAAUUUACUGAGGAACAGUUUUUUACAGGCACAUGAUCUACUUUUCUCUGUCCAGCUAAAACCUUGGAUUUUUUGGUUUUGCAAAGGGUCCUGAGCCUUUUCCAUUCUGCCUGCUACUUGCCACAAAGGUUUGGUUGUGCUACCAAGCCAAAUGGAGAUAGAUGAAGAAAAGCACCCAGACUGACUCCACAAAAGGUCCAGAAGGUGAGGGAAACAUCAAAAAAAGCAGGAGGUGUAACUCAGCCAAUGCAAACAUGUAAGAAACCGUGCAAGGGCUCAGAAGAGAAACCAGAUUGCUGUUGAAAUAGCUGGUUAACAUUUUGUCUGGAAGCACAGCUUCAAUAAAAUAGGUAAGGAAACCAGCUAAGGACCCCCAAUGGCAAACAUAUUUAUUGAGAAUCCAAUAAAAGUCUCAGAACAAAUAGCCUGAAGGACCUGUAGACACAGCCUCUGCUGUAAUAAAAAUGCAAUACAAGGCAACAGGGAAAUGGUAAGGGAAAAGGGCUGCUCCAUGAGAAAACCAAACAGGAAUCCCAGAGCAUAAGGCCUGGAGACGCAGGCUGGGAUGUAAUAAAGUCAUUGCCAUUAGGGAAAAAGAAAGAAAAACAAAACAUCCAACAGAGGCACAAAGCAGCCCCAUAUACCCCAGCUAGUCUAGAAAAUCAGCACAAGUUGCCAUAAAAACACAUGGGAAAAUAAGAAAGGAAUAAUGACUGCAAAGCAAUCGAUGCCGGCAGGUACUGCAAGUCCACAGGAAGCAAAGUCAGAGGCAGUAAAGAUUGAGGGUGCCUAGGAGACGAAUCUGCACAAGGUGACAAAACAGAGGCCUCAGGAGGGCUCAAUCUCCACAUCAUAGAGAGGUUUGCAUUAAAUGCAAACCCACACCUUGCACCGAGCAGCAAUCUGUGUUUUAUUUAUUGUGGUCAGCAAAACAUCUCAAGAGGUGCAAAAAUCGGUUAGAGAAUUCCUGGAGUAUGAAGACAAGAAAAGUGGUUUCGGAGACAUCUGUUGGCUCCGAGGGUUUGACCUGUACCAGCAUAAUGUAAGAUUUUGUGAACUGUAAAAGCAGGUGGAAAAAUGGGCAAUUAUUUAAUGUCAAGUUCAUUGUGAUGUUCAGAACUGGUGAUGAAAAUGACAAGCAGGAAUUCAUAGGAAUACACAUGAACUUUUGGUACAUUAUUAAGGAAAACAAGUUGAGAAGGAAGAUGGUUUUCACUUUCUAUCGUUGUGUGCUGCAGGUCAUGGCCACAAAAGCACAGCUGCCCAUUGUGAAGUGAAUCCUCAGCCUAUAUGCUGUGCAUGGGAAAGGCAAAGUGCUGUCAGGAAGAGUGUACGGGCAGGAGAAGUCCAUGCUGGCACCUCAGCAGCAUGUCCUUACAGCUGCACGCAGCUCAGAGAACUCCCUGUACAAAAUAACAGCAGUAGCCUCCAGGAGCUAGCAGAAGCUAGUCACAAUGCACACUGAUUGUUCACGGGGUGAAAAAUAUUUCUUAAUGUGCUGAAAUUUUGAGUCUCAUCAAAAAUAUCAUUCAUGCAAAGAGGUUUUCCCUUUUUUUUAUUCACACUUCUGGAACAAACUCAGUUAACUACCUCAGAAACACAUUAGAAGUUGAUAUCAACAAAGCACCUCUUUGCUUACAAGCCUUUUAGCUAGGAAACCUAGCUCUGACACCACUGAGCGGUACCUCUGAAUCCCCUUCUCAAGUUAUACUUGGAACUGCUGGCAAAGAUGAGUUUUUUUCAGCAGCUCUGCUUCCACCUGUUUCUUAGCUCUAUUUCUUGUAUCAGUCCAUCUAAACUGCCUACAUUCCUGAAACCUGAUGUCCUGAACCAGACUUCCUAGGCUGCAACAUUCCUGGAAUUUGCUUGGCAUACAGCUCAAUGGUCAAGAAUGGUGUUUUUAAGAUUUCUGAAUUAUUCUUUAGCCCAGCAGGCCGUUCCUUGUAGCCUAGAUCCUUCCAACUCCCUUCGAUACCUUGAGGUAGAUCUGCUCUCCUCGAGCUAUUCACAGCAUCACUCUGCCAAGGAAACUGCAAGCUCCAGCCACCUCUUCCAGCUGUCACACCACCUGAUGCGUAUUUAUCCAUCACUGCCCACACAGUUUCCAUCUGCUGCUAUGCCACAAAGCGCUCCGAGGACACGGUGUCUGCAGUUUGCAAAGCCAUGCGUGUAGGGGUGCUCUCAUCACACGCAGGUCUGGAAAGAGGAAAACCUGAAAAGACCCAUUACAGCAAAAAGGUUAAGCUGUUAUGUCUGUGGUCCAAAAGAGCGGUGAGCUGAGCUCGUUCCACCAAGUCUCUUGCUAAUCUGGAGCUCUCAUGGGUGUGAAAUAUUAUCGGCUGUUAGAGUUAUUAACCAGUGUUAACCAGGUAGUGCGUGCACUGAGCUAUGUUUAAGGUUAACUGUGCCAUUAAGGGCUUACAAACUCAAUUAAAGAUUUUAGUGCUCAACAGUUAAUGGUUAAUUUCUGCAGAUGUCCUGUUUCCAAUUACUAUUCAUAUAUAAUGGAAGCAGCAUGGCAUCACACUUCUAUUCAGACAGACCUCUUUUUUUUUUAAUAUACUUUAUACCAGCAGAAGGUUUCACUUAAUUGUGUAAUACCCAAUAUUUAGUAUUCCUGGAGUGUCUCUGAAAUCCCUCUUAAAUCCCAAGUCUUUUCACCUUUCUUUUUCUAUUAUUAUCACCACUGCCAAUAUCACUUGUGCUCAUCAAACCCUGCCAGGACAGAGACACGCUCUCUGAGUCAUGCUGAAACCCUGUUGCUCAUUGGAGAGGAAGACACGUUGAGAGAUGUGCUUGUGUCUUUCUUCACCUCACAGUCACGUAGCUUCACUUUUUUUCUGUCUCACUGGAAAUAAUGUGAGGAUCUCACUCCUGAAAUGUAUCAGAAUCAUAGAAUCGUUUGAGUUGGAAGAGACCAAAGGAUCUCAAAGAUCUCAAGACAGAGUCUAAACCUGAGUAUGCCGAAUUUCAAACAUUUUAAGCACAAUCCAUCUCUUUGUAAAACCAACUCUGAUAAGGAAGGGUUUCACUAAAUCUGCAGUCUGAGUUAGCUGGAGAGCUCUGAGUCCUGGAGAUACAUCCAGGUGGGAGGAAACCUGCUACUGUCAGUAAUGAGAAAAGACUAAUAAAUCAUCUCUCAACAAAUGAGACAAAUAAAUUCAUAACUGGAAGCUGCAUUCUUACCCACUCACCCAUUAGGAAAAACCAAUUCCUUUCUGUACAUGCAAUUGUGAUAUUCCUCAUGAGAAAUAUUCUCAUUUCAACGAAGAACGUGAACACAUACCUAACCCUGCACAUGCAAGUAAAUCUAUGCUUAUCAUUAAAUUUAAGUCAGAAAUAUAAUUAAAUUGAAAUUAAAUAUGAAUUACCUUGGAAAGUAUGAGCUCAAAAUUCAGUAAUUUAAAUGCCAUACUGAAGUGGGGCCUCAGGGAAAAAAGUAUGCAGGGAGAUGCACACAGUGCUAGGCUUGCAGAACCCUCUGAGCUGGUUUCACAAGCACUUUCAGCCAUCUGAUGACUGUGCUGUUAUUCCAAAGGCAAGUCCCACCUCUUGGCCCUGCCAUACUUUCCCAACACAACAGUCAUCUGUCUGUUGGACCAACCAAACCAGCAAACUGAUCUGGAUGAAAAAGAAUCCUACAAAAAUAAGCUGAUGGUUUUUAAAUGGGUUUGUUCUCUGAUUCGUAUAACUAUACAGCCACACAUAAGACAGAGGGGUGUGGGGACAGGAGUGUUCCCAUCUCUUCCAGUGAUCACACAGCCUUCAGUCAGUCAAGCUGCAAAGGAAACCUCGUAUGCCCUGAUGUCCUGUUACAAAGUUCAACUCACUGGAAAGGUUUCUCACCCCUACGGUCGUUUCUGAUGUGAUAUAUUUUAUGUGAAAUUAUGGAUCUUUGAGUCAUUCUUUCAGGUAGAGGAAAAUUUCUGGAGAAUAUUUGAGGAGAUGAUGUUCUUUGAGAUUCGCUGCAUCAGUGCUUCCCUAUGGCUAUGUAAGCUACAGUUAGUCUCUGCAGAAAAGACGUGAGCCACCCAAUGGUAGAGAUCUCCUAAUUUUUCCCAAGAAAAAAAAUCAACUGGAACUAUUAUCUCCACUAGCAUAAGUGUGCUCAACCACUGCAGACUGGAAAAAGACAAGAAGUUAAUGGAAGAGAGAUUCAUCUGCAGCUAUUGAUUCCAAAGAGACGGUACCAAGUUCAUAUGAUAGUAUAUCUGAAAAUUACAAUGGACAGGAGAUGGUUGAGGCCCAGAGCUCACCGAGGCAUCUCUGUAGCUUUGGGGUGAGAGCUGUCCAUUUCAGGUGUAUAGAGUUUUUAGUGUGCAGGUAGUGCUGCUCUGGGCAGAAGUCCCAACACAGGUGAUUGUCCAGAAACUGUGGGAGAAACUCCAGGAUGGUGUAAGGUCCUUCCUAAUGCUUCUUGCUCCAAAUGUAAGGGACACAUUUUUACCUUGCCAUCUCCCACAGAAUUACAGACAAUUGGGCAACUUGAAAUGCCCCACAAGUCCCCCAAAGGGGUGACAGCAGUGCACACAAGUCUGCCAGUAAAGAACAGAUGAGAGGAGGAAUGAAGCAUGUAUGAUAGGCAUCAGUCAUGUCCCUCGUGACGUCAGUGGAUGAGGUUCACAGAGGUGGUGCAAGCACAAGCAGUGCAGGACAGGUCCAAGACCAGAAUGUUUACCUAUUAAGGGACUGACUGACUGGCUGACUUUCUCAUUCAUUUAAGCUAGAGGAAAUGGAGGAACAGAUAAUCCUGCCUGAGGACCUGUUUCCACUUAGUAUUGAGGACCUCACUGAAGACAUCUAGUUUUAUCAGGCAUUUAUUUUACAAUAGGGGUGACACCUUUAACCAAGACCAGGCCACCCGAGUAGAAAAUAACUCCACCUCCCUACAGAGAGACAAAAUCAAUUGAAAGGGUUUCUAAGACCUUGUUGGACUUCUUUUUUUUUCCUUCCUGGGUGGAAACUCAGAAAAGCACUCAAGUGAGUGGCAAAGUGUCUCACGAAUAUCUUUUAUAAUUUGGCAACCACUACGUUCCACAUCUAAUUUCAUUGCAGUACAUUGAAUGCUUUUUCUUUUUACAAUGGUUUUGCACCUUUAACAACAUGCUGAUUAUUGCAUUUUGAAACAACUCGCUUACUUCUUUUAGAGAAACUCAAGUGAAAAUUUCAUUUAGAAUGGCAACACCUGGAGAAAAUCAACAUCAUGUGACUCGUAGGCACUUCUAAACAGGAAAUACUCCAUUUAUUUUUUUAGCUGUGUUUGUGUAAUAAAGUCUAGCAUCCAAGUGUGAGCAACACAUUUUCUUGUUUUAUUAAACAGCAUGAAAGGAUUUAUUACUUCUCCACUGAAUGCACUUCUGGCACCAAAUGGAGCUGGACAAUAAUUGUCGGGCACUGAGUUUAACAUUACGAGAAAACACCUUUGGUGGAGUUCAGAGUUUAUUGUAUAAUGAAAAAUACACCUAGAUGGUGAGGUUUCCUUUGAGAGUUCGCUCAGUGAGUGUAAUCUCGGGUAUUGCUGCCUAAUAAAUUGGAUUCUUUGAAACAGAAAUUAAAGCACUGGAAUCAUA